Nicotiana tabacum (common tobacco) is the source of this 2091-nucleotide messenger RNA. Lineage: Eukaryota; Viridiplantae; Streptophyta; Magnoliopsida; Solanales; Solanaceae. The record is from RefSeq and is a predicted model, not a curated record.
GUUUAACUUAUUAGUAAAAGUUAAGAGCAAGUCUUCCUUUUUGACAAAGGGAAGAAACUAGCAGAGAAUACAGCCCAUUGGAACUUGAGUAGCAAACCAGAGUUUUCAAUGUCUUCGUCUCAUAACAUAUUAUUUCAACUACUCACUUUUUUCCUCUGAAGAAACACCAACUUGAAGUUCUACAUUCCCUUUCCCUGAUUUUACAAUCCCAACUCAAUAGAGGCUUUAAUUUCCUACACACUGUGUCUGUCUCAAUUCAAGAAAAGAACAGAGUAAGAAGACAGAUCAACAUGUGGAGCAGACAUGUUAUUAGAUUCAGUAAAAGAAGGAUGUCAACCUCAGUAGCAACAAAUGGCAAAAACAAUAUGGAAUGGUGGGACCAUGUACAACCAGCUCCUAAGGAUCCAAUCACAAGUGUCACCGAGUCUUUCCUCUUUGACCCAAGUCCUUUAAAGCUCAAUCUUGGUGUGGGAGCUUAUAGAGAUGAUAAAGGAAAACCAGUUACUCUUGAGUGUGUUAAAAGAGCGAUGGAAAAGAUAUCAGACUGCGAGUUUUUAUCGGGUUCUAGCUGUGAAAUCGGCCAAUAAUGCCUGUAUCAGGUAGACUGUCUAUAUCACACCCAAAGUAUGCGGCCCUUACCCGGACCCUACGUGAAUGCGGGGUGAUAUUGGAGGGAGUGUCGGAGCAACAAUAAAGUUGUUUCCGUGUGACCUAUGUAGGUCACGGGUUCUAGCCAUGAAAUCAACCAAUAAUGCUUGCAUCAGAAUAGGCUGCCUAUAUCACAUCCCAAGGGGUGCGGCCUUUCCCGGACCCUACAUGAAGGCAGGGGAAUCAACUAAAGCAACAACAAAGUCAAAGUUCGUGCAGGACUGUGUAAAAUUGGCUUAUGGAUAUGACUCUAAUGUUGUUAAGGAAAGCAGGUUUGCUGGAGUUCCAGCUCUUUCUGGAACUGGUGCAUGCCGUCUGUUUGCUGAAUUCCAAAGGCGCUUCUAUCCUGACUCACAAAUGUUUCUACCAAUGCCAACUUGGUCCAACCACAAUGACAUUUGGAGGGAUUCUGAAGUUUGUACGAGUACCUACCGCUAUUAUGAUCCUGAUACAAAAGGAUUGCAAUUUCAAGCCCUGAUGAAGGAUAUCAAGAAUGCUUCAGAUCAUUCCUUUUUCUUACUUCAUCCUUGCGCUCAUAACCCAACUGGCGUCGACCCCAACUAUGAGCAGUGGAAAGAAAUCUCUCACCUAUUCAAGAUGAAGAAUCAUUUUCCUUUUUUUGAUAUGGCUUAUCAAGGGAUUGCUAGCGGGGACCUUGAGAGAGAUGCCACUGCUAUUCGGAUAUUUCUUGAAGACGGACAUCUACUGGGCUGUGCUCAGUCUUUUUCCAAAAACAUGGGAUUAUAUGGACACCGAGUAGGUUGCAUCAGUAUUGUCUCUCGGGAUGAAAAGCAAGCCGCUGCAAUCAAGAGUCAGUUGCAGCAGAUAGUCAGGGCAAUGUACAGUAGCUCUCCUCUUCACGGCCCACUAUUAGUAUCCACAAUCUUGAAUGAUGCUGAUUUAAAGGCACUUUGGGAAGAGGAUAUUAAGGUCAUGGUGGAUCGCAUGAUCAGAAUGAGAAUUGAAUUACGUCGAAAUCUUGAACAAUUGAAUUCGUCUGCAAACUGGGAACAUAUAACCAAGCAGGUCGGAAUGUUUUACUUCUCUGGUUUAUCCCCUAAAGAGGUUGACCGGUUGCAGAGGGAUUUCCAUAUAUACAUGACUAAUGAUGGACGCAUCAGCAUGGCAGGGGUAACAAGCAGCAAUGUGGAAUACUUGGCAAGUGCAAUCCAUGAAGUUACCAAAGUGUAAAUAUUAGUUAGCUUAUACUAUUAAAUGGUGAACCCGUUUUGGCUUGGUUGAGAAGCAGUUUGUAGAUUAGAUUAUCUAUCUUAAUCAAAGUCUGAAGGAAACCUGUCAUAUCAAUAUACAGUCAAACUUUUAUGUAACAUCCAUCCUCUGUAACAGCAUUUUAUUAUAACGGCCAAGUUUUCUUUAGAACCAAUUUUUCAUGUAAUGUUAUAAUAUAUAUUCUCCAUAAUAGCAUUUCACUAUAGCACUUCA